This is a messenger RNA of Coregonus sp. 'balchen', 5015 nucleotides long. Lineage: Eukaryota; Metazoa; Chordata; Actinopteri; Salmoniformes; Salmonidae. The record is from the annotation of a GenBank genome assembly.
AUGUCGGGAGGCGUCGUGCGAGGCCCUGCAGGAAAUAACGAUUGUCGAAUUUACGUCGGAAAUCUACCCCCUGAUAUUCGGACCAAAGAUGUCGAGGACGUGUUUUACAAAUACGGAGCUAUUCGAGAUAUCGAUUUGAAAAAUCGGAGAGGAGGACCUCCCUUUGCCUUUAUCGAAUUUGAAGAUCCCAGGUAACUAAAGGCUAGCUUGUUAGCAACUCGUGCACUGCUCUAACGCUUUGAACACACCGACUGUGUUUUGGCACACCAGAAGUACAUUCAUUUCCAAUGGUACGCUGCGUUUGCCUUGUAGCAUUGCGUUCUGUGUGGUGCAUACGUUGGAUUUAUCGAACGUAUGCGUCAAACUGUAAGCGUAAACGGGUUGACAGAUAUGGUAACAGAAGGUGAAUGUUGAAGUUGUUGCACAUAUCUAGAUGCUGCAUACUAUUUUGCGCAAUGACACAGUCGGUGUGUUUAAAGCGUUAGUUUGCACAUGUAACUAACGUAGCUAGUAGCUAUUUUCGUUUUAAGACUAACGUUAAUUGGCUUGCUCGCUAGUUGUUUCCCUUUCUGCAAUUACACAUUGUGAAGGUGUCUUUGUUUGUGGCUAGCCGACUUAACGCCACGAUUUAUCAUCGUUGAGUUUAGCCAGCUAACUAACAGAUUUUGCUAAUGAGGUACGCCACAGGGUGCUGUGUGGACAAUUGUUUAGGUAACCUUUUAAUGAUUCAUUUUUCAGGGAUGCCGACGAUGCCGUGUACGGACGAGACGGCUAUGACUACGACGGUUAUCGGCUGCGAGUUGAAUUCCCUCGGAGCGGCAGGGGUGGGGGGAGAGGCGGUUUUGGUGGUGGAGGGGGGGUUGGUGGCGCCCCUAGAGGCAGAUACGGGCCGCCAUCCAGACGCUCCGAGUACAGGGUCAUUGUCUCAGGUGAGUCGUGUAAUUAGGGUGUUAGGGGUAAAAAUUAAACUGCUUCUGGUAUUAUACUUUGUAUUCCAUGUUUAUAUAGAAGUUUCUCAGGAACACUUUAUUUCAUGAGGAUAGGACUUACCAUUGCUGAGAUCUCAUUUUCAACUGAUCGAAAAGGGUCAAUGUUAAUCCCUAGUCAAUAAUGGCACCAAAUCAGUCUUAAUUUCAACACAUUCUGUCCAAUGUUUCAAGAUAGGGUGGUCAUAUUGUAAUGACAUUUUCAGGGCAGAUGUAGAACAGAGUUGAUUCAAAUAAAAGUCAAAUGUAUUCAAUUAAACUGCAAUAUUAUGCAAAUGAGGCAGUACGGAAUACAUAAUUACAGUAAUUUAAGACUAAUAGUUUUACGGUAGUGGUGGUCAUAUUAACAAAUCUUUGUGCUUUAUGAAAACCUGAGUUUAACAAUUUAAUAUUAGAAUAAACUUUUUAUACAACUUUAUGCAAAUUAGGUAUUUCAUAUGCUAAUUUCAAUGUGGGAAUAAAAUAAAAACAGCAUAGCAUGUUAAGCCCAUUAAUUUAAAGGAACCAUCUUAUGUAACCGUACCAAAUGUAACACAUCAUACUAAUUUGAGUGUCCCGGAUUUACGUGUACUAUGUUACGUCUAGUCUGAGGCUAUUCUGGAACAACAGAAGGGGAAGGGAAAAACUUUUACCUUAAAUUUCAGCCCAAGGACAUCUGAUGACCGUAAAACACCCUCAGGACUUUCCCAUACUUGUUGGCAAUACAAUGUCACAUCGAUCUUACUCUGGUAGAGUGAGGAAUACUCAUUGCAAAGAGCAAAUAUGAACACACAAUAUCAUAACUUACAGUAUUGUGAUUUUUAGACAUGGUUAACAACUUCCACAUUCAUGUUUUCAAAUUAUUUAUUAUAUAUUUUGAUGACCACAUCAUUGACAUUUAGUGACAAUUGAUUUGAUCACUGCUGUUUUUUGUAGAAUUCUCGCAUAGUGUCCAUUGUUUGUCGCAUCACCUAACACCCUUGUGUAAUGUGGGUUGGGUUUAUAUACACCUCAUUGGUUGCACUGCACGCCACCACGUUGACCUACUGUACAAACGGUAACUUCCCAGUCUUUAAUAUUUCAACAGCACUGUGCUGGUGAUCUUCUUUUUCACUAACAAAUGGACUCCAUGUGUUACCGUCUGAUUUACUUAAUGUAGCAGGCGUAAAAUAAUCUCCUGAAACUAGGUCCCCUACAUACCGGCCUGCAUUCAGUAAGUUUUUACGUUCUGGAACGUUACAUUGAAUGGAAACGGUGCUGUACUGAACGACCAGUUGGAAAAACUGGGAGGGGUUGGGGAACGUUGUCAACAUGGCUACUGCCCUUUUAAAUACUUGCCAUACCCAGCAAACGUAACUUAGUCUGUUCAAGAAUGUAGCAAACGUUGAAGCGAACUGAACGCACCUCGGGUCUUGUUGAGAAGGAAAAUAAACUGUCAGAGGUUCUCUUCUGCACUGUUCAACCAAUCCAGUAAAAUGUGGAGUUAAGAUGGCGUGUAGCCUUGUUAACGUCCAAAAGAGGUGCUCUUUCCAUUUUAAUAAUAAUAUGCCAUUUAGCAGACGCUUUUAUCCAAAGCGACUUAGUCAUGUGUGCAUACAUUUUUACGUAUGCAUUUCCCCUGAAAACCAGAACAUCCAUUUUUGGGGGAAUCUGCAGAGGCUACUGACUGAUUGGCUAGUUCCUUUUUCAACAGACUGAAGCGCUGGUCUUUUUUGGUCCACUAAACAUUGAUGGUUAUUUCAUAUCCAUUUCUUCCACAUUAGUUCAUUGUUUCUGGUGGGGUAGAACCAGCCUGGUCUUUGCAGAUUCUGAAUGAUUUACAUUUGAGUCAUUUAGCAGAUGCUCUUAUCCACAGCGACUUAGUUAGUGAGUGCAUACAUUUUUUUUCGUACUGGUUCCCCGUGGGAAACGAACCCACAACCCUGGCGUUGCAAACGCCAUGCUCUACCAACUGAGCUAUACUGUAAUGCCACAGAUCUAUUGAGCAAGUUUGUACCAUUGAGCAAAGUGUUGAAAGUAAUCACUUUUGAGUAAAACAUAUCUAAUUUAUAUGCUCUUAUCUACUCUCCAAAGGGCUUCCCCAGAGUGGCAGCUGGCAGGACCUGAAGGAUCACAUGCGUGAGGCUGGGGAUGUAUGUUAUGCUGAUGUUUUCAGAGAUGGAACUGGGGUUGUGGAGUUUGUGCGCAAAGAAGACAUGACCUACGCCGUUCGAAAGCUGGAUAACACCAAAUUCCGAUCACACGAGGUAUGCUUUCAGGUUUGAUUGGUUGUUCAUGGAUUUGAUUGUAAGGAUACAAUAUUUUUGUUAAAGGUAUGUAAAGUGACUACUAACUCUAUUGAAUCUUUCCCCUCAACCUCUCCCCAUUUUCAAUCCAGUGACUACUUUUGCAGCCUUUCAAGAACUGAAGGCUUGUUUUGAUGCAAUGGAAGGAACCGUUUGAGGUGGAAAUGCUUUUCGUUUCAACGUCCAGUUCUUUUUGUGUGUGUCUACCAGGGAGAGACCGCUUACGUUCGCGUGAAAGUAGAUGGUCCCCGCAGCCCGAGCUAUGGAAGAUCACGUUCCAGGAGCCGCAGUCGAAGCAGGAGCCGCAGCGCAGCCAGUCGCAGCCGCAGCAACUCUCGCGGUGGUGGUACCCGUGGUGGCAGAGGAUCUCCUCGCUACUCUCCUCGCCAUAGCCGCUCUCGCUCCCGUUCCUAAACUCUGUGUUGCCCUUUUGGUGGAUCCCCUGUAGACAGUUCCCCUCUCCACUUGUUUUUACCCCCUUUUGAGUUUUUCCAGAAGUCAACUAUAGAUUUGAAUUUUUGCAUUCCAUCUCCUGAUGUCCUAGUGGAAGGUAUUGGUAUGUAGGUGUAUCCCCCUCCUGUCACCUUUCCUCCCUCCCCUGACCCUCCCUACUUUUGACCUUUUGUUUUGAUCCCCUUCCUCAAUUCAUUUUAAUUUACCUAUUGUCUGUCAAUUUUUUUGCAACACUUUUGCAAAAUUUUGCUCUGAACUUCAAAAAGGUUGAUCUUUUAACGAGUUCAAUGUUUUUGUGAGUGUUGGAAAAUUGAUAUACUUUUUCAUGGGGUGGCGGGAGUCUCAUUGCUAAACUGUAUUUUACCCUUGUGUCUUCCUUUAGACAUCUGAAGAUGAGGAUUAAAGAGUGAUUUGGAUUAAAAGUUGUGGAGCACAUUUCAUUUGUUUGAUCAGGAUAGGACAUCUUAGGAGGAGUCAGGUCGAGGCAAUGGUAUGCUUUAGUAUUGAUUAUUUGCAUCUAUUGAUAAAAUGGUUGCUACAAGAUGCAUGAUUGUCUCUUGAAUGUAGCACAAUUUUCUAUAUCCUAUAUAUACCUGCCCUAUCUAUUUGGCAACCUUUUUAGCACUGAUAAACAGUGCAUGUAUUUGGUUUUGUGUCAGGACAAAGGUCUUGAGGUGUACCUUUCGACUUUAAUGUUACAUAAGAACCCUUUUCUUUUAUAGUUGCUGUUUUAAUUUUCGACAUGGGCUCUGGGCUUGUUUCAGCUCAAACAUUGAGAAAUAUUAGACAUUUUCUAAACUCUGAAUUUGAUGGUUUUGGUGAUCACUGAAAUUUUCAAAUUGAUCUUUAUUGGUGACAUGUCAUGAGUGCACAAUAAGAAGUGGGCUGGGCCCAAAUCUGACAUGAUUCUAAUGGUUUCCCUCUGAUUUUUUUUCCUGGUAUUUCAAGGUUUUGAUUGGAGGAGUGGCUCAGUGGAUCCCAAUCCUUGGAGCCGGAUCAGAGGAGCAUUUAGGGAAGGGAUAGGCAAGGCUGGCUGCUUGGAGACGGAUCAGAGGAGCGUUUAGGGAAGGGAUAGGCAAGAAUGGAUGCUUGGAACGGGAUCCAUUUUCCAGGAAUCAAAUCAAUUGAACUAAUAUUAAGGAAUCCUAGAUGCAACUUUUUGAAUGGCCCAGUUUAUUUCAAUUUUUGAGCGGUAAAUAUGCGCAGAGUCAAAGGAUAUGGAUAAGGAUUAUUUACGUGUUUGGAGUAAGAAAAGGAAACUGAGGACCAGGAAGUUGGAUCAAAGGAUGCAAGGAGUCGUAGGAGUCUGGUA